ACUAACGCAUCGUCGUCUGCGAAGACUGCGAAACCCAAACCCCAGACUCAGCGACAGAGAGCAGCCAGUAGCCUCCUCCGCCGCCACCCAUGUCAGGAGGAGGGAUCGCGCGGGGCCGCCUCGCGGAGGAGCGCAAGGCCUGGCGCAAGAACCACCCCCAUGGAUUCGUCGCGAAGCCGGAGACGGUGGCCGACGGGUCGGUGAAUCUCAUGAUCUGGAACUGCACCAUCCCCGGAAAGCAGGGGACUGAUUGGGAAAGUGGAUACUACCCACUUACUCUCCACUUCAGUGAGGACUACCCUAGCAAACCUCCCAAGUGCAAGUUCCCGCAGGGUUUUUUCCACCCAAAUGUCUAUCCUUCAGGGACGGUCUGCCUCUCGAUUCUUAAUGAGGAUAGUGGUUGGAGACCUGCCAUCACUGUUAAGCAGAUUCUAGUUGGAAUACAGGAUUUGCUUGAUCAACCUAAUCCAGCUGAUCCUGCCCAGACUGAUGGUUAUCACCUCUUUAUCCAGGAUCCAGCAGAGUACAAGAGACGCAUUCGGCUGCAGGCCAAGCAGUACCCUGCUCUGGUUUGAGGAUCCAACGUAGCAGUCUAAAAUCAUAAAUUACCGCACCUGAAAAUAUGAAGUAUGACUAAAUAUAACCGAAAGCGGGGUAUUGUGGAGAGCUUUCCAUUGUGACCGUGGACAUUUGUGACGUGUGGUCUGGUGUUGACCAAACAAAAAUCAGGUCCUUCUGCUUGAAUGAUGGAUGUGUGGAUACUUUUAAACUUGACUCCUUGAUUGUGUCUUCUUGA
Triticum dicoccoides is the source of this 796-nucleotide messenger RNA. Its product is annotated as SUMO-conjugating enzyme SCE1-like. The coding region runs from base 90 to 575 and encodes 161 amino acids. The transcript has 5 exons. Lineage: Eukaryota; Viridiplantae; Streptophyta; Magnoliopsida; Poales; Poaceae. The record is from RefSeq and is a predicted model, not a curated record.